AUGCUGGCCCAAAUGCGGUGGCUACUGCUGCUGCCAGUCCCACCCCUGCUACUACUGCCACUAGCCUGCCCAGCAGUGAAUUGCCCAGCCAUGUUUGUGCCCAGGACAACCAGCUCACGAUACCGCCGCGCCAUCCUCAAAUACCUCCCAACGCUCGUAAUCGGCAUCCUGGCAGGGUACAUUGCCGGCACACGGAACCUGACUCUGCAGGAAAUCAGCCAGAUAAAGUACGAGCUGUCGCAGCCGGACGCCCCAGCCUGCGACCAUGCCAGCGAACAAGAAAUCCUCGACCAGUACCACCCCCACGGCCAGAAGCCGGUCAAGGCUGCGCUGGUCGCACUGGUGCGCAACACCGACCUGCUCGGCAUGCGGCAGACGAUCCGGCAGAUCGAGGACCGCUUCAACUCGCGCUUCAACUACCCAUACAUAUUCCUCAACGAUGUGCCGUUCACAGAGGAGUUCAAGGCAGGCGUCCGCAUCCUGACCAGCGCCAACGUGUCGUUUGGCGAGCUCGACAGCGAGAGCUGGGGCAUGCCUGAGUGGAUCGACCGCGAGCGCUUUGAGGUGGUAAAGAGGACUGCGCGCUACCCGCACGGCGGCAGCGACAGCUACCGCAAGAUGUGUCGGUUCCAGAGCGGGUUCAUCCACAAGCACCCGCUGCUGGCCGACCUCGAGUUCUACUGGCGCAUCGAGCCCGACGUCGAGUUCUUCUGCGACCAGGAGUACGACCCGUUCGUGUACAUGAAGGAGAACGGGCUCAAGUACGGCUGGGUCAUUGGCAUGACCGAGUUCAUGGACACGGUGGCGACGCUGUGGAACACGACCAUGGGCUUUAUCGCCGAGCACCCAGGCAUGGUGAGCCCCGCCAACCUGAAGCGCUGGCUGCUGGACGAUGCCGGCAACUACAACGGCUGCCACUUCUGGACAAACUUUGAGAUCGUCGACCUGUCGUUCUACCGGUCGCCCGAGUACGAGGCAUACUUCCAGCAUCUGGAUCGCGCGGGCGGGUUCUUCUACGAGCGGUGGGGCGAUGCGCCGGUGCAUUCGAUUGCUGCAGCCCUGUUCCUCAACGCCUCGCAGACGCACUGGUUCGAGGACAUCGGAUAUUUCCACCCGGCGGUGGCAAAGUGUCCGUCGGGCUCAAACAUUCGCAGCAAGUGCGUGUGCGAUCCGCAGCGCUCCUUUGUCGAGAAGAGCUACUGCAUUGUGCGCUACAAGGAGUCGAAGCAGAUGGUGCUGGACCCAGAGGCGACCGAGCCUGUUCACACGGGACCUGUGUACAUGGCGGUGCCGGUGGUGGGCUAG
Messenger RNA from Linderina pennispora, 1305 nucleotides. RefSeq names its product glycosyl transferase. The transcript has 3 exons. The record is from RefSeq and is a predicted model, not a curated record. Gene Ontology annotation, molecular function: alpha-1,2-mannosyltransferase activity. Gene Ontology annotation, biological process: cell wall mannoprotein biosynthetic process; protein N-linked glycosylation. Gene Ontology annotation, cellular component: Golgi apparatus; membrane. Bases 1 to 1305 code for a protein of 434 amino acids. NCBI's taxonomy places the organism in Eukaryota, Fungi, Kickxellomycota, Kickxellomycetes, Kickxellales, Kickxellaceae.